CGGGAGGUCAGUAUUGCGUCAGCCGCCGCACAGAGCGCACGUGUCACUCUACGUCGACGACCACACACCAAAAUGUUGUUCACUAAGGCGCAGACAAUUAGAUUAAUAGACGCCUACCACGAAAACGAAGUUCUUUGGAAUACGAAACACCCACAAUACCGAAGUAAAAAUGAACGUGAGGCAGCAUUCCAAAAAAUUAUUGAAGCAGUUGGGAUUCCUGAUCUCACAAUCUCUGGAGUGGCGAUAAAAAUUCAAAGAAUAAGAUCACUGUACUGUGCUGCGGUAAAAAAACAGGUUUACUACAACGUCCCGCCAACUAUGUAUUGGUUUAAAAUGGCAGAUUCGUUUUUACGUGAUGUCUACAAUUUGUACAAGAUGCCCCAAAAUAUGCAGGAUGAAAUAAAGAAUUACCAGAAGAAUAAAAUAAAAUGUGGAAAUUGGAAAACAACAAGAGUUCUACCAAUCAUAUUGGAAUACAAAAAGCAUCCCUGUCUUUGGAAUACUUUGCAUGCAGAUUAUGGAAAACGAGACAAGUAUUAUGAAGCUUUGCUGAAAAUUAAAAAAAGUUUAUUUAUUUGCAAAACUGCAGGAGGGCCAAAUAUCUCGGUUUUAGAUAUAGAAAAAAAGAUUAAAUAUAUCAGAAGAGUAUAUAGUGCAGAACGAGCCAAACUACUGUUUGAAAAUGAAAAACCUUGUAAGUACUGGUACGACAUGGUGGACUCAUUUAUGCAGAAAUUUACCGACGCUUAUUUACUCAGGAAUAUGAAAGUUGAGGACCUACCCAAACUUAAUGCUAACCGUGAAACAAAAGAGAUGCUCCUCAAAAGGCUACAAGUGCCUACGACGCCAAAACCUAUCGUAACGAAGACGUACACGCGAAGUAAGAAACCUAUUGCAGGGCCCAGUAGACCUGCCCCUGUGCAGAGUUGUACAACGAAUGAAUUCAAAAUGUAUGGUCAACUACUAGCAGAACAGUUAAGGACGAUGCCACUGAGUGAUGCCUUGAAAUUACAAGAAGAAAUGCAAGCCUUGAUUAAUAAAACGAGGCUGUCUCUCAAUCGACCCGAGGAACAGCCUGCACCGUCUACUUCUGAUGCUUUUGAACUGCAAUCUGUUAUCAAGAAAGAACGCAUAAAAAUAGAAUAUGAAGAUAACGAUUUUUAUUAAUAAAAUUACCUAAAUAAUA
Plutella xylostella (diamondback moth) is the source of this 1186-nucleotide messenger RNA. RefSeq lists its product as uncharacterized. Lineage: Eukaryota; Metazoa; Arthropoda; Insecta; Lepidoptera; Plutellidae. The record is from RefSeq and is a predicted model, not a curated record.